Molecule: messenger RNA, 2139 nt
Organism: Paramisgurnus dabryanus
Lineage: Eukaryota; Metazoa; Chordata; Actinopteri; Cypriniformes; Cobitidae
Source: RefSeq, a predicted model, not a curated record
AUGAAUCCCAUUAUCGUUAUUCAACGAGGAUCGCGGAGCUGUGUUUCAGCGGACGAGUUUCUUGCUGAGUUGGACAACGGGUCGAUUCUCCUGUUUGUCAAGGAGAAUCGGCCCGUCGUUACAAUCAGUAGAGCCGUUUCUGCUCUUCAGUUCACCGAGCCCUCCGUGGAGGAGGCGCUCUUUGAACCGAGCAGUCCGCAUCAGGAUGCUGAGGCGGUGAGAUCCAGUGUGAUCACGCCACCUCCUCCAGAUUCGACAGCAGAGGAAGCCUGUCCAGAGGAGAAGGCCAUGGUCGAGGUUGAAGACACUGAGGAGGAGGCAUCAGGGUCUUCAUCCGACCAUGAGCUUUCUCCAGUGUCUGGUUCAGGCUCUGACUCCAGCUCCCUUACUGAAGGGAGUUCCUCUGUUGUGGACAGUUGCAGUGGGGUUGAGCCAUCCACAGAGGCAGCCGGGACACAUCAGGAGGACGCUCACAGCUCCGACCUGACUGCUGCUGAUGGAGACGCCGCUCCCCCAUUUCCUGCGUUGUCAACAGCAGAGGAAGCCUGUCCAGAGGAGAAGGCCAUGGUCGAGGUUGAAGACACUGAGGAGGAGGCAUCAGGGUCUUCAUCCGACCAUGAGCUUUCUCCAAUGUCUGGUUCAGGCUCUGACUCCAGCUCUCUUACUGAAGGGAGUUCCUCUGUUGUUGAUGACUGCAGUGGGGUUGAGCGGCCUUGCAUCCAUCAGGCACCCUCUUUGCCGUGGAUCGGUCGGGUGGUCCCCAGAGAUGAAAUGAAGCCACCGGUUCCUGUGAAAGGUUUUCCAGUGUGGAAUGGCCUAUGGGACACGGUGGACCAUCAUGUCUCUCAUAAGGGGACCACACCACCACCCACGAAGGCAGCCAGCACACGUCAGGAGGAUAUCAAGGCUAAAGAUCUCAUGGUGAGGCCAUGGACUUCAGUCUUUGAUUUCUUCCAUUUCACCGAAUGCGGACUCGUGUCUGCAGAAUUCCAGCCUUCACCUCCAAAUGGCUCGACCGCUCCGGCUGCGCCUCCUCAGCCCCAGCCGUCUGCGUCCUCUCAGCAAAAUAACGCAGAUAAGGUGGAGACUAGUUUAUCAUCUCCACUUUCACCUCCGCACAUUCAAGUGCCUCCUCCCGCCUCUCGUCCUCAGCGUCGUGCUCUCAAGCGUCCGGCUCCUUCUUCACAGGAUGAUCAGGAUGAGAUGGAGCCGCCGCCAAAGAGGGCCAGACUAAAUGGGCUGUCGGCGGAGGUCACGCGUCCUCAGGCCCAAACAGCAUCGUCCUCUCAGCAAAAUAAAGCAGAUGCUGGGGAGGUCGACUGUUCUUCUGUUUCACAACAUUCAAGUAAUAACAGUCGGCCAAUCCGGCCACUGCCUCCUCCUGCCUCUCCUCCUCAGCGUCGCGCUCUCAAGCGUCCGGCUCCUUCUUCAAAGAAUGUUCAGGAUGAGAUGGAGCCACCGGCAAAGAGGGCCAGGCUGUGUUUAACACAAAAGGAUUUAAAAGCUCAACAAUCGUCUCCUGAUGGGUUGUCAGCUCAGGUCAUGCCACCUCAGGCCCAACUUUCACCUCCGCACAGUCAAGUGCCUCCUCCCGUCUCUCCUCCUCAGCGUCGCGCUCUCAAGCGUCCGGCUCCUUCUUCAAAGAAUGUUCAGGAUGAGAUGGAGCCACCGGCAAAGAGGGCCAGGCUGUGUUUAACAGAAACGGAUUUUAAAGCUCAACAUUCAUCUCCUGUUGUCAUGUUGGCUGAGGUCACGCCACCUCAGGCCCAACUUUCACCUCCUCAUGGUCAAGUGCCUCCUCCCGCCUCUCGCCUUCAGCGUCGCCGUCUCUGGCGUUCGGCUCCUUCUUCACAGGAUAAGAUGGAGCCGACGCCAAGGAGGGUCAGACUAAAAAGGCUGUCGGCACAGGUCACACCUCCUCUGUCCCAGAAGCAAAAUAAACCUGACACUGCCGUGGCCGACUGUUCUUCUGUUUCUCAACAUUCAACUAUUAACAGUCGGCCAAUCCGGCAAGUGUCUCCUCCCGCCUCUCAUCCUCAGCGUCGCUCGCGCAAGCGUCUGGCUCCAUGCUCUUCACAGGAAGCAUCUGAAGGCAUGGUGUCCAAGGCCAAAAUACCCAGACUUGAUGGGAUGUUUUAA